Prorocentrum cordatum is the source of this 519-nucleotide messenger RNA. Lineage: Eukaryota; Dinophyceae; Prorocentrales; Prorocentraceae. The record is from the annotation of a GenBank genome assembly.
AUGGACAGGAAGACCAUCAAGCUUCAAAUCUGGGAUACGGCAGGCCAAGAACGCUUCCGGACAAUCACCAGCGCGUACUACCGCGGCGCCGACGGCAUCAUCUUGGUCUACGACAUUUGCGACCGCGAGUCGUUCGCGCACGUCGACGAUUGGCUGAAUGAAGUGAACAGGUACGUAAACGAGAGCACGUGCAAGAUCCUCAUUGGCAACAAGUGCGAUAUGACUGAUGACCGCCAGGUCACUACCGAUGAGGCCAAGAAGAAGGCCGAGGACACCGACCUGGGCAUCGCAUUCAUCGAGACGUCCGCCAAGGACGCGACCAACGUGGAGGGCGCCUUCCAGAUGAUGUCCGCGGAGCUCAUCGCCAAGAGGGAGCAGCAGGGGGCGCGCGCGGGCCAGAGGCCGGGGCCCGGCGGCGUGGGGCUGCUGACCCCGAAGGACCUGGACCCGGCGGGCGCCGCCAAAGGGCCGUGCGGCGGCUGCGGGGCUGGCGGGGGCCAGGCCGCUGCCGCGCGGUGA